AUGGAGGAGCAACUUCGUGAACUUAUUCCCUUCCUCCGUGAUCGAAACCCGCAAGUCCGCCAAAUCGCUCUAUCCAACCUCCUUCCACAAACAGUCAAAGAUGCCCCUCAUCGAAGCAUCUUCCUCAGCGGACAGCAGGGUGGAUUGCAGGCAGGGAAGGACAAGAAUGUAAUCCGAGACCUCAAAAUCCUAUGUCGUGACCAACUGAGCGUCGCUCAUGAUGCAUUCCGUGCGCUGGUCAACCUUUCCGAGUCUGCUGCGCUGGCAGGCUCCAUAGGAGAUCCAAUGUUUCUCUACUUCGUCGUGUCGUAUAUCAUAAACCCACAGUCUGUACUGGCUGACCUGGCAUCUAUGCUGCUCUCAAAUCUCACAGCGACUCCAUUCGCCUGUCGCGAAAUCACAUCGCUCGAAAUCGAUAUCAUCCCCGACGCGACUUUGCCAAACGGUUUCUUUGCGGCUGAAUCACGAUGUGCUACGGCGCCAGCGCCAGAGCCAUAUCCUACCGGGCAAUCUCGGAGUGCUUUGGCCCUCCCUCUCCUUGUCCAGGCUUUCGUCCAGGGCGCUCAAAUUGAAGACGCUGAUGCAACAUCCUCACGAAUACGCAAGGGAAAUUUACACUUUCUGGCCAGCGUUUUUGCCAAUAUAACAACAUCCCCCGCCGGCCGCAGUUUCUUCCUGUCACCAUAUCCGCACCAACCGCUCGAGCAGCAACCCUUGGAAUAUCCGUUGGCUAAGCUUGUGCCUUUUACGGAACACAAAGAUACGAUUCGGCGGGGAGGCGUCGCGUCAACUCUCAAGAACUGUGCUUUCGAGGCUCCCGCGCAUAAAGUUAUGUUGAGCCCGGAUUCCGAAUCUGUUUCAACUGGCUCUUCUAAACCAACGGCCCCCGGUGUUGACGCUCUUCCGUACAUUCUCUUGCCCCUUGCCGGCCCUGAAGAGCUGGACCUCGAAGACCAGGAGAAGCUACCAGACGCGCUGCAGUUCCUACCACCGACAAAAGUGCGGGAGCCUGACCAAGCGAUCCGAUUACUUCAUAUCGAGACGCUUUUGUUGCUCUGUCACACGCGAUGGGGCAGGGACUACCAGCGUGAACAUGGUGUCUACGAAAUCGUACGGGCAACCCACGAAAAUGAGACAGUUGACAAGAUAUCAGAACACAUUGAACGCCUCGUCCAGCUUUUGAAAGGCGACGAACCGGCGGUUGAGGAACUGCCCGAGAGUGAAACGUCGGAACGCGAUGGCAAGUUGCCUGAGACUGAUGAAGACGAGGACAGUCGAAUUGAAGAAGUGUGA
Molecule: messenger RNA, 1293 nt
Organism: Mycena indigotica
Lineage: Eukaryota; Fungi; Basidiomycota; Agaricomycetes; Agaricales; Mycenaceae
Exons: 7
Coding region: 1-1293 (430 amino acids)
Source: RefSeq, a predicted model, not a curated record